AUGUAACAAAACAAAACUCAAAGGAGAGGCAAACCAAGUUAAUUGUAAGUGAUUUAAACAAACCUUGAUAUCUGGCUCAAUAAUGAGGGAUGCAAAGAAUUAUAUUUAUUACUCUAAGAAGGAACGCAUUCCUUCUCUUAUUGUUCACGCAAAGGUGAAUCAUUGAGUCUAGAGGAGGAAAAGAAGAAGAGUCGCGUUUUGGCAGCAUCAAGGUUACUUGGAAUAAAUGUCCAUCCAGAUAAAGCUAUUGUGUUAUUUUUUAAAACCGAGCAAUAAUUAGCAGAUCAAUACAAUCACUAAUUAAUAGCUCAGCUUUUGGAACAAUUGAAAGAGGUGAGAGCUGAAAAAUUAAUCUAAUUGAGCUACAUGCUUGAUGAGAAGUUUAUUUCGGAAUUAAUAACAAUUAUUGAUUAUAGGAACAGCGAAGAACUUUUACCUAUGUACCUAUUAAAUAAGAUCCACUUAAGUCCUGAUAAGUCGGAUUAGAUAGUUAAAAAUGCUUAUUUACAGCAUGUUAAAGAGAAUGAGAAUCCUUUAACGUUUGAAGAAUUUCUUAGGUCCUAAGAGGCAUAUUUCAGUAUAGCAGAAUUUGCCCAUAGGAUUAACGAAACAAUCUAUUUAUACAGCUAAUGA
Paramecium octaurelia is the source of this 633-nucleotide messenger RNA. The record is from the annotation of a GenBank genome assembly. NCBI's taxonomy places the organism in Eukaryota, Ciliophora, Oligohymenophorea, Peniculida, Parameciidae.